This is a messenger RNA of Podarcis lilfordi (Lilford's wall lizard), 5088 nucleotides long. The record is from the annotation of a GenBank genome assembly. Lineage: Eukaryota; Metazoa; Chordata; Lepidosauria; Squamata; Lacertidae.
AUGCUGGCGCUGGAGCUGCUGGGCUUGGCUUGGCUGGCCGGGGUGGCGAUGGGGCAGAACGAGACGGAGCCCAUCAUCCUGGAGGGCAAGUGCCUGGUGGUGUGCGACUCCAACCCGGCCUCGGACCCGACGGGCACGGCGCUGGGCAUCUCGGUGCGCUCGGGCAGCGCCAAGGUGGCCUUUUCGGCCAUCCGCAGCACCAACCACGAGCCGUCGGAGAUGAGCAACAGGACCAUGAUCAUUUACUUCGACCAGGUGAGAGACCCCGCAGGAAAUCGGAGGGCGUCGGUAGGGUUUUGCUCUUUGCUGAUAAGGGAGCGUGAAAGGGGGUGUUCUCGGGGUGACUGCGUGGAGGGCAUGAGUGGGUGUGGUAGAGGGAAGGGGCGCUGGCUUUGGAGCAAUUGCCCCUCUUUCCAUUCCCCCCACCCAAGAAAAUACCCUCUGAGCCGUCCGCAGAUCAAUCCCGGGUGCAUAGACGGUUGUAAGCCACCGUCUUUAGAUGUUCCCCGAAGAGAUUUCGAAUUGCCCGUGGAAACUUUAGUGGAGGGGAGUGCGCGUAAUCGUGGGGUGGGGUAAGAGCUGUUACUGGCUGGGCUGGCUCCAUGAUCUAGUAAGAAAUCCGCAGGCGAGGAGGGACCGCGUGGCGUCUCCAGAUGUGGUUCGCGGUCUAGGUUCCAGGGAGAGGGACGGGUGUGUUUCUCACUCUGGAGUGCCUCCAUCCGUCUCUCUUUAAAGGAAAAAAACUUAAUCUGGGCCGGCGACAGAUGGCCACGUUUCCGGGGAAUCCAUCCAGCCGCUGGCGUUUUCAAUCUUUCUCCCUGAUUUCUCACUCUGCUCUGCCUUUCCCUUGUAGGUACUAGUGAAUAUCGGACUGAACUUUGACUCUGAGCGGAGCACUUUCAUCGCGCCCCGAAAGGGGAUCUACGGCUUUAAUUUUCACGUAGUCAAAGUGUACAACAGGCAAACCAUCCAGGUCAGAGAAUGCUGGUUUUGCUUGAGACACUUGCCCUUUGUGGCAUGCAAGAUUGUGUGAGCAUCUUUGUGUAUAUGCCCGUGUCUUACUCCAACUGCUGCAUGCAUUUAAGGUGGGAUAAGUUCCACGGAACUUAGCAGGGCUUACUUGGGAACAACAUGCAGAGGAUCAAGGCCUCCUGAUCAAACUUUUAAUACUGGAUUUUGUACAGACCCAUGUGUCUAUUUAGCUACCCAGACUAGCAGUAGAUCUGCAGGAUUUGAUAUGGGGAGGGGGUCUUUUCCAUCCUUACCUAAGGAACCUGGACCUUCUGCUUGCAAAGCGGAUGCUAUAGCCCUCCCCAUCUUCCAAAUAACUUUAUUGUGUCUUUAAAAUUCAGAACGAAAUGAAGUAGGACAAGGAAGGGGCAAAUCCCUCCCCUCCCCCCCCGUGCACGCAUAACAAUUAAAUCCAGAGGCACUCCCACAACAAACAACAGAGAAAACAUGAUUCUAUGUAAUCGGGCAUACAAAAAUCUCAUUGAGCAUCAAUGCCCUUCAUAAUCAGGGCCCAGCCUUCCAAACAAAAUCCAGAAUGCCACAAUCAAAGUGAGCAAAUCAGAAUGUUUUCCCAUCUCCCCAUUCAUGGCAUUGAUGCUACCAACCAAGAAUGCAACCCAGAGCAUGUUUACUUGGAAAUAAACCCCAUGGAAUAAAAGCAGGCUUGAUCCCAAAUAAAUGUGCCUAAUGAUCAGAUUGCUUUAAAGAGUGCAAUUCAAAAACAGUUUGGGGUUUUUUUCUUCCAUUUUCUGCCCCAUCUUCCCUCCCAGCAGCUGAAGGCAGUGUACCUGGUUCUUCCACCUCCACCUCACUGUUAAUAUUAUCACAUCAACCCUGCGAGGUUGGUUUGCUGGCCCAAGGUCACCCAGGAUGCUUCAUGGCUAAGAAGGGAUUUGAAUCUGCAUCCCAUACAAACUUGUGCAGGAUGAUCAAACCUAUCAUCCCACACCAAUAGCUUUCUUUUGAUCUAAUAUUAUGCUCCCCCCCCUUGCAUUCCACUCCCUUUGUGGUCUGUGAUCGUCUGAAGGAUUAGGCUUAAAAAUAUGGAAAAUCUGUACAUCUGAAUUUAGACUAAACAUGUAAAAGUAUUAACCCUGCAAAACAUCUAAGUCACAUUCAGUGGAGGGGGGCAAAUUCUAAUAAUAAAAAAGGAGGUUGGGGAUGAAAGCAAGUUCAGUAAACAAAACUACUUUUGAAGACCAACUUAUUUAAAUUUCUAGAUAGAGAUAUAAAGAAUGGUUUUCUACCUUGCUCAGUUUAAUACCCUCCUUAAAGUGUCAUGUUGUGUGACUUGGGUGAUUUUUUUUAUUCCAUUUGUGCUUCAGAAAUCCACAUUCCUGCUUCUUCCCCCAAUACUAACUGCUGCCCACAUGCUACAUAAAGUUUUAUAUGUCAUAAUCCUUACUUUACAACCUGUCAGUCUCACUGUAGUAAUUUAGGAUGGGGACUCGCUCACAGGGCUGAAAUUGAAACCGUCUUUCUCCAGUGGCUUGGGAGUCGCCUCUAUCUUAUUUAUCCUAGAAGUACGGUACCUUAUCAGGUGGGGGGUGGGAUUGGCCUUUCUGCUGAUGGGCUGGGCAUUUUAGACCUUUCAGAAGUCUCAGCAGAUCCGUUUGGGGGUUUAUUAGCUGAAUGAAGGUUGACAGAACAAGGAAUCUUCCCUCCCAUGGGCCAACAUGACUGAGUUAUCUGGUUGCAUGUUUCCCCAAUAUUACACUGCUCCCACUUUCAUAACAUCAUGGGGAUUGGUCUGAAUGAGUCAUCUGAACAAGGGCAUUGCCUGUCCACAGGCUUAUUGGUGUGGAGUAAAAUAGGAUAUGGUAUCCAACAGCCUGAAUACUGUGCAUUGAUCAGAUUGGACUCCUAAACCAUUUCUCCUAAACUGUUUAUCAUGAAUACAUUUCUAUUAUUAUUAUUUAGACUGUAUUUGUCCAUGUUUCUAGCUAUAGGUCAAGAUCUAUGCCUGAAUCUAUUUUUGAAUGACUUGGGUGAUCCUUUGCAGUUUUUCCCUAGCUCUUUGAGUUUGGUGGAUUUUAGGCCAACACAUUUAGCCAAAAAUAUGUGUGCCAUACAGAAAACAUAACCUACACAUCAUAUUUUGUGUAGUUACCCACUUGGGUCCAUUAAUUCCAGUAGGUUUGUUCUAGGAAGAGUAGGUGAGUCGGUGUAUAUGUAAAAGUGUGCAAAUGCAUUUUUUUUCAUUAGAUGUACAGUUUCUGCUUUAGAAAGCCCUAACCGAGUCUUUGUGGCGAGCUGAUUUCUACAUCUACAGCUACGACUGCUCUGUUUAAGGAGGAACGAAGGCGGACUGCCCCACUUUCCUUUUGUGAUGACCUCUCAGUUUCUGUUUUUAGGCAGCUGAAGAGACAUAGAGUGGUGGUGGCGAAUUAUGGCCUGGAUAAAAAAUUAGGAGAGUUGGGGGAGAGGGGGCCCCCUCCACCAUAAUUUGAGCAAUGCUUUAUUCUGUAUAAAUUUAGAUCCACUCUUAAAUCAGCUUCAAAAGCUAUCAGUCACUGUCACAAUGCCAAGAUGGACAGCUGAUCGAUCUAUGCUUUUAUGUCCAUCUCUAAUUACUGGUGGCUGUGUUGUUUGCUGUGGUUGUAUCUGAAGGAGCUGGAUAAAACCCACUAUCUCCCUUGCUUAGGCAGGCAGAAGGCUCCCGCUCUGUAGGAUGCAGAUUGGCUCUGUCAGGGAUUCAGCAUCUUUGCUGCUUCACAAAUGGAUAAGCUGCCCCCCUUGAUGAACUUCAGAGAUGCUAGCCAGAGCUUGAAUGCCUUUAUCUCUUUCUUCAGUCUCUGAGGUUUUUUUGGGGGGGGGCUGGAGUGUGUGUCCAGUUUUCCUGAAGGACAAGCAGCCCCUCAUGAGUGGUGUGGGGAGAGAGAGAGAAGCAUCCAUCUGAAAGGGUUUCACCCUAGAUUUUGAGCCAUGCCCCAUUUUUCCUCACGGGCAACUUGCCCUUAGAUAAUCAGAUCUACAUUUAAUUUUUUUUAGAAAAAAUUGUGAUUGUGGUGCUGUAAUAUAUUUAUUUGUUCACACAGCACUUUGAGGUCUCUCCAGGGUGGGUAGGCAAGCAGCAUUUACAUUUAAAUAUAGUAAUAUUUCUAAAAAAUGUUUGAAGGAGGGGGUUAUGAGGAUAAUUACAGCAGUGGUGAAAAACAAAAGCACUCUCUACUGCUGAAUCUGGAGGAGCACAAUUAAUCUGAUCUGGCAGCAGAACGGACGGUACCUUUCCUUUUCUACAAAAAAGAGAGAGAAGGAAAUGGAACAAUGCUAACUGGAGGUCAUUCCUAGAAAGUUUGGGAGAGUGACAUCAUAACACUCAGCUGCCAGUCCUUAGAUCUGCAGCCUUUUCAUUUAUCCACCCAUUUUGCUUUGUGUCUUUGGCUGAUAUACAUGGCUUAUCCUAUAAGAUUUCCUCAUGCAUUGAAGAAGCAAGGUUUCCUUCCAUGCUUGUCAUGACAAUAUAGUCUGGGAUGCUAUCGGAAACAUUCUGGCUAAUACCCACCCCCCCUUCCUCUGUAAUCUCGGUGCAAUGCUACUCAGAAGGAAGUCCCAUUGAGCUCCCGUCCCAUUGAACGCCUAAGAUUUUGCAGCCUCAGGCUGGAAUCUGAUGCAUACUUUCUUGGGAGUAAGCCCUACUGAACACAGUGGGACACCUCUGAGUAAACCUGCAUGGGAUUGGGCUGCUGAUGUUCACUUGUUGCAAUCCUGUGAAAGAAAGAAAGAAAUUCUAAUAAACAAUUAGUGGAGGUAGGGGGAAUUCAUUUCACCAGGUGCUUCCAACUGGGGAAAAAAACCCUGCCAGCCAUUUCUGUGAAUUUGCCUGCUGCCUCCUUUUCCUUUCAUUGAUGGGGACUUUGUCUUUCACUUGCUUUUCAGGUGAGCCUGAUGCUGAACGGGUGGCCAGUGAUUUCUGCCUUUGCCGGGGAUCAGGAUGUCACCCGCGAAGCCGCCAGCAACGGGGUCCUGAUCCAGAUGGAGAAAGGAGACAGAGCUUAUUUGAAACUGGAGAGAGGAAACUUAAUGGGGGGUUGGAAAUAUUCAACCUUCUCUGGAUUUCUAGUAUUCCCUCUUUAA